UUGUGUGUUUCGUCUCACGUUCUUAUCAUGUGCUGAUCUGCUGGUAUGGCCGUAACGUCAGAGCACACUAAGCGUUUAUCCGACACAAAUCUAACUAGUCUUUUCUCGUGGUUUUCCUGUCUCUACUACUCCAUUCCGUUUCACACAGACAACCCCAACUAUUCAAUCCCUUUCUAAUUUGGUACACGCAAUCCCCUCCACGCAAUCUGCCAACCUUAGCAGCAGUUUAAACUCUCUCCUCACUCAGUCAAAGGCAACGUGAACUAAAGGAAAAUCCACAUUCUUCAACAUGUUGGAAUCCCUCACAAUGGUGUUCUUCUAACAAAUGAAUCUAAUUAGUUAUUGCAUGCAUGCAAUAACGUCUUCGAAACAAGUCACAAUUACAUUUGCUAUAAAUGGAGCAAAUUGACCACAAUCUUUGCUGUUGCAUUUAUUGGUUGCCAUGGUGAAGACUGGAUAGUCCUAAUUCGAGAGCGAGCAAUCUUCACACAAUCUGCUGGAUCAACCAGAUUUAUCCGAAGGGACCACCUUAAGGAAACCGGCUUCGAGAUCGUAACAUCCCUGGAAUCACUCAAGAAAUGAUGACUUAAGUUUGAAAAGAUGGAUUUUGGAAAUUCUGGAUUUAUCCAUAUUCAUUGAUGAACAUUUUCUCACUUUUGCUUUUAAAUUUGUCUCAACCUUCCAUCGCAAUGCUUUCCUGAACUUCAAGAACACUUGUGUAAGAUGAUUUUCCUACUGGGGCUAAUGGUCUUACUGACAGCGGGAAAUGUUUUCAGGAACUUUGACUUCAGCGUCUCAGCCCAGUCAGGGGAGCGAAGGGUGGUUGCUCACCAACCAGGGGACAUCAUCAUUGGGGCUUUAUUCUCCGUUCACCACCAACCACCUGCGGACAAGGUCCACGAGAGGAAAUGCGGCGCCAUAAGGGAGCAAUAUGGCAUUCAGAGAGUUGAAGCCAUGCUGCAUACGCUUGAGCGCAUCAACGCGGACCAAAUGUUGUUACCAAACAUAACCUUAGGAUGUGAAAUUAGGGACUCUUGCUGGCAUUCCGCGGUGGCUCUUGAGCAAAGCAUUGAGUUUAUAAGAGACUCUCUUAUCUCCAAUGAGGAAGAGGAGGGAAUAGUGCGUUGCGUUGACGGAACUACCGUACCGUUCAGAGCCAAAAAACCCAUCGUUGGAGUUAUCGGGCCUGGCUCCAGCUCUGUGGCUAUUCAAGUGCAGAACCUCUUACAGCUUUUCAACAUACCUCAAAUUGCAUACUCUGCUACAAGCAUGGAUUUAAGCGAUAAAACGUUGUUUAAGUAUUUUGUAAGAGUGGUGUCAUCUGACGCCCGCCAAGCUCGUGCCAUGGUUGACAUUGUGAAGAGAUACAACUGGACCUACAUCUCCGCUAUACACACAGAAGGUAAUUAUGGAGAAAGUGGCAUGGAAGCUUUUAAAGAGAUGGCAGCUAAGGAGGGAAUCUGCAUUGCUAAUUCCUACAAAAUCUACAGCAAUGCUGGGGAGCAGAACUUUGAUAAGCUUUUGAAGAAGCUACGCAGUCAACUCCCAAAGGCCCGAGUUGUGGCUUGCUUUUGUGAGGGCAUGACUAUUAGAGGGCUGCUAAUGUCCAUGAGGCGACUUGGAUCAUUGGGAGAGUUCCAGCUGAUUGGCAGUGAUGGCUGGGCAGAUAGGUAUGAUGUGACAGAUGGCUACCAGCGAGAGGCAGCUGGAGGCAUAACAAUCAAACUCCAAUCUCCUGAUGUAACGUGGUUUGAUGAUUACUACCUUGAGCUGCGGCCAGAAUCCCACUUCAGUAAUCCCUGGUUCCCGGAGUUUUGGCAACAUAGAUUUCAGUGCAGGCUGGAAAAUCAACAACAGGAAAAUUUUGAAUAUAACAGGACCUGUGAUGGAACAGAAUCAUUACACGAUCAAUAUGUACAAGACACCAAAAUGGGAUUUGUGAUAAAUGCCAUUUAUUCAAUGGCCCACGCUUUACACAACAUGCAACAAAGCCUGUGUCCUGGAGUUAAUGGGCUGUGUGAAGCCAUGAAACCAAUUGAUGGGAGAAUACUGUUGGACUUCCUUAUGAAAAUCAACUUCACUGGAGUAUCUGGAGAUGUUAUCUCUUUUGAUGAAAAUGGUGAUUCACCAGGAAGGUAUGAAAUAAUGAAUUUUAAAAAGCUGGGAAAAGAAUAUUUUGAUUAUAUUAAUGUUGGAAGCUGGGACAAUGGAGAGCUGAAAAUGGAUGAUGAUGAAAUCUGGUCCAAUAAGAAUCUUGUUGUCCGAUCUGUCUGCAGUGACCCAUGUGAAAAGGGGGAAAUAAAAGUAAUCAGGAAAGGAGAGGUGAGCUGCUGCUGGACCUGUACUCCAUGUAAGGAAAAUGAAUUUGUGUUUGAUGAGUACACCUGCCAGGCAUGUCUGCUCGGCUCUUGGCCAACAAAAGAUCUCAGAGACUGUGAAAGGAUUCCUGUGAAGUACCUCAGGUGGGGAGAUCCUGAGCCAAUUGCUGCCGUUGUCUUUGCCUGCCUGGGACUUCUUGCCACCAUGUUUGUAAUGUUUAUAUUUAUGGUGUACCGGGAUACUCCUGUGGUCAAGUCAUCCAGCCGGGAACUUUGCUACAUCAUUCUCGUGGGAAUCUUUCUUGGCUACCUGUGUACCUUCUCUCUCAUCGCCAAGCCUCAAAAGAUUUACUGUUACCUUCAGAGAAUUGGAAUUGGUCUGUCUCCUGCGAUGAGCUACUCUGCACUUGUGACAAAAACCAAUCGGAUUGCAAGGAUCCUUGCUGGGAGCAAGAAGAAGAUCUGCACCAAGAAGCCCAGGUUUAUGAGUGCUUGUGCACAGCUAGUAAUUGCCUCAAUGCUGAUAUGUAUUCAGUUAGGGAUAAUUGUUUCCCUGUUUAUAAUGGAGCCACCAGAGGUCGUCUAUGAUUACCCAACUAUCCGAGAUGUCAAGCUGAUAUGUAACACCACCAACAUAGCUGUGGUUGCUCCUCUUGGAUAUAAUGGCCUGUUGAUUUUAAGCUGUACCUUCUAUGCUUUUAAAACUCGGAAUGUCCCUGCUAAUUUCAAUGAAGCCAAAUACAUUGCAUUUACCAUGUACACCACCUGUAUCAUAUGGCUUGCCUUUGUACCCAUCUACUUUGGAAGCAACUACAAGAUCAUUACCAUGUGUUUCUCUGUUAGUCUAAGUGCUACAGUGGCACUGGGCUGUAUGUUUGUUCCAAAAGUCUACAUCAUUCUGGCUAAACCUGAACGGAAUGUGCGCAGCGCAUUUACCACAUCCACUGUUGUCCGAAUGCAUGUUGGUGAUGGGAAGUCAUCCUCUGCUGCUAGCCGCUCCAGCAGUUUGGUAAAUUUAUGGAAAAGAAGAGGAUCAUCUGGAGAGACUCUAAGUUCAAAUGGAAAAUCUGUAACCUGGGCUCAAAAUGAACGCAUUUCUCGAGGUCAUCACCUGUGGAAGAGGCUUUCUGUUCACAUAAAGAAGAAAGACAAUACAUCUAAACAAUCUGCUCUCAUUAAACCCUUCUCCAAGAGUUCUGAGAGUCGGCACAGCACACACAGCUAUCCAGAAGCAAAUAUUAAAGGACUGUAUGAUGUCUCUGAGGCUGAGGAACAUUAUCCAGUCCGGUAUGUACCACAAACACCUUCACCUAUUAGUAUUGUGAGCCACAGAGCUGGUUCUGUCAGCCGGGCAGAGAAGGAAAUACCCACGUUCCAGUCUGAGCACAUGCAGAGAAGCAGUUCUUCCCAAGGUUCUCUAAUGGAGCAAAUCAGCAGUGUGGUGAACCGCUUCACAGCCAACAUCAGUGAGCUGAAUUCCAUGAUGCUUUCAUCAGCUCCUUCAGGGGUUAUUGGUGCAUCUCCCAUCUGUUCUUCAUACCUGCUCCCUAAGGAGAUACAGCUGCCUACACCAAUCACAACAUUUGCAGAUAUCCAACCUCUCCCGGCUAUUGAAGUGAAUGGACGAUCACAGCCUGCAAGUGCUGUUUCAAAUGCAAGCGUCAAAGAUGGCACCUCGGAGACUUCAGUGGUCAAAACAGAUUUUGAGGAGCUUGUAGCGCUUACUCCUCCUUCACCUUUCAGAGACUCAGUUGAUUCAGGGAGUGGUUCACCCAAUUCUCCUGUAUCAGAAUCAGCACUUUGCAUCCCAUCAUCUCCUAGAUAUGACACUCUUGUUCUGCGUGACUAUACUCAAAGCUCUUCAUCUCUGUGAAUGUAUAAUGUACAUUAAUUUAAAAGUGAGUUGAAGCUAAUAAGAAAUCUACAAACUUUAAUCAAUUUUACUCCAAACAUCAUUUUGUUUUAUUCAUGUCAAUGAAUAUUGGCAUUUAUUCUGCAUGGUUGAAGAUGGGAUUACUCUGAAUGUUGGAAUCAAAAUGAAUUUCACAAGCAUUUUGAGAACAACCUGUUGGUAGAAAACUGUCUGCAGUGGCCUUAAACCUGGUGGGUUCUUUUCACGUGGAAUUUUAUUUGUAUUUAGAUUGAGAGCUGGGAAGAGAAUGACACGGCUAGUUAGUAUGAAUUGCCAAGUGUAUUACUGACAAUGACAACCAUUUAAAGAAAAGACAUGAUUGCAGGUAAAGUUGACUGCAAGACUUCAGCAAUCUAUUGCAAAGAUUGCUAUUUCCUAUCUCAAUGGUGUGAAACUGCAAAACCUCUCAAAAGGUUGAGACCAAAAAUGAAUGUAAGUUUGUGGAUGAGGGUUGUAGCAUUCAGGACCAAAAGGACUUACAAUUUUGUAUGAAAGAAUUGAGGUGGUCUUUGUGGAGGCAAAAUAUCUAUUACCAACACGUUAAACAACUGUAAAAGAAAAAUGUAAGCUACAUUAUAUGAAACAUAUCAUCUUGCACUAGAAGCAGAAUGGUUAAGUUGCAGUAUCCCUUAUUCUUGGCUCUUAGACUGCUUUCACCAGUCAAAAUUGCAUGUUUAUAAGUAACAUUAAGACUUUCAAUAGAAAUUUUAAAAAUAAGUAUUUCUCAUUGUUCAGUGAUCUAUGUUUUACCCAUUUUCUUGUGAUUGGAAUACUUCACCAAUUUUAUACAUUAUUUAUAAUUUUACAAACAAUUUAAUCAUUCUUCAUAAUUUUAUGGGCUCUUGUAGCUAGCGUCAAAUUGUGUAGUUGAAUUUCAUUGCAUAAUAUCAUUUACUGUAGUAAAUUUAAUUGAAUUUGCCACCAACAAUCCAUGUUUUACUUAAAAACAUGAAAAAAAAAUCACAUGGGUACUCUGAGGUUAAGUUUAUGAGCUCGUAGGUAUGAGAUAAUGCAUGACAGAAUUUUCUCAUUGCUCGAAUCACAAUGAUAUGUUCAUUUUAGGACUCCAUUUUUAAAAACUGCUAUUUUUACUGCACCUUUAAUUUAUCUGCUUAUAUUAAAUAUUAAAACUUAUGAGGAGGGGUAGUAUUUGUAUGAAAAACAUGUAAAUAGCUUAAUCCCAUUGUCAAUAAUGUAUAUAUUAUUAUUCAGGUAAAGGUGUCAUUUAAACUUUUAAUACUACUACAUGGUCAUAUUGGAAUAAGAUCUAUAGUGUUCAUUUAACUGUGAUUGUACUAGUAACUAAUAUUUUAUUCACUUUAUAUGGUAAUUUUAAUUUUAGCUUUAUUCUUAUUAUGGUGGUGGAUCAGAAGAAAAGAAUACUCAAGGCAGGGCAAUCAUUUGGAACAUGGGCUUCAUGUAAUUAGGCUGUAUGAAGAAUAUCUGAGUAAAUAUUUCAAUCAGUUAUUUUCUGGUAUAUGUUCUUCAUGGAUACAGUAGAUUGCUAGCCUAACACAUUUGUUCUCAUGAUUUUUAGCACUGGUGUGAAAAGUUAUCAGACAUUGCAUUUUAUGAAAUUUCACUUUCGUUUUUGACAAAAAACUACAAACAAGUUUUUCUCUGGUGAAAAGGAAAACGCUACAAUUAGAUGUUUUAAAAGUAUUUCAGCAAUCAGUUAAUUGACAGUGCCAACAAAAGGGAUACUGCAGCUUUAAACAACUCCCAUGUCACAUGUAAAUGUUUUAAAUAAUGCAAAAAAGUCUUCAGAUUCAUGAUAAACAUGAAUAUUCAUAUUAAUUGAGAAAUUGUAUAUACUGAGGUAUACAUUCACAGGUUUCUUUGAAUGUGCAUGAAAGAUGCACAUGUGUUGGUACAUAGUGAAAUGAACAUGGUUUAUGGAUAUAUCAUAAUUAUCAGCAAAUUCCAAACAAUGCAAAAAAAAACCUUCAGCAGUUUGCUCAGUGUUUAAUUUUAUUGGGGACAGUAGUUUGGUUGAAACACGAGAUAUUACAAAGAUAGGUAUGAUUAUAAUUUUGUUGCAGAUUUGCAGUUAAAGUUUACUGUAAUUUGCCCAGACCCAGAAUGAUGACAUCUUGACUAUCACAGUUUUAAAGAACUUGAGUAACUUUCUUCAAACAUCUUUGCCUUCAUAAGCUUAUGCUGUCUGUUUUCUUUUAAUGAAGGAUUAGCCCAGUGAAGACAAAUCAUGUUUUCUUAUAGACAUUGAAGUGUUCCAUUACUUUAACUGUUGGCUCACAGAGAAGGUAUCAUCAUUUUUACCAGUUCCUUGCAUUCAUUCAAAUAGAUAGUAGACAGUUAUGACUCAGGAUUUAAGAACAUCCUGGGAAAUUCUUAACAAAUAAGAACCAUGAACGGAAAAUAUUGGUAUCAGCAGGUCAGAAAAUAGUAGGGAGAGCAGAUUUAUAAUGUUUCAGAUUUCAGCCCUAAUUCAAACACAGUCAAGUUUUGAAGCAAUGUCUGUACCCCAAAAUAAGAACUGAUGUGUGUUCUCCAUGGAUCCCGUUGACUUGCUGAGCAUUUCCAGCAUUCUCUAUUUUUGUCCCAGAUUUCCAGCAUUUGCUGUUUUUGGUCUUUGUUUACUUAGGUAAAUGUUUAUUUUCAAUAUAAACCUAUUUGUACAAUCUGUUGACACUACCUUUAUUUUAAAAUGUCUCUGACAAGUUCACACACAGAACGUGAUGUUUCAUAUCAACCAAUCAGUUUUAUGCUUCUUCCUUUGUAAUAACUUGAUCUGUUUCUGCUACAAUAAUGCAUGUAAUUGCUAUUGAUUAUAUUUCAUUGAUCAUAAGUUUACACUUUCCUGAACCUGUUUUUGGUCACCCAUCUUUUAUCCAGCUCUCAAAUCCCCUUCCAUAUAUCUCUCCAGUUUUGAAUCUAGUGCAUUACUUUGAUGCUCAAUGUAAACAUUAUUGUGUUUCCAAGCAAGAUAUCUUGCUAGGGGGUAGAACAAGCUGUUUCCAUUCCUUUUUCUCUUUUUUUUUUGUUUCAGUGCUUUUCACAUAAUGAUGUUUCUUGCCAGUUGCUUGAUCUGUUGCUGGACAAGAUGAUAUCAUAAUAAAUGCUCUUCUCUCACACAUCUACAGAAAUAACCCGAUUAUAUUUGUAGACUCUAUGUGAUGUAGGAGCUCUUAUAUUCUAGUGAGUGAAAAGCAAUAAUGAAUUUUGAAGGUGUGCAUUCCUGAAUGAGUCCAGUACAGCAUGUAUCAUGUGAUACUGUGAAAUUAUUUAUUAUGAUAUUGAACACAAUAAACUUGUUUAGUCACAAAAACUAACUCAGAUGUUGGCUGGAGUAGCAGGAAUUAUUGUAUCUCUAAGUGUGCUGAAAUGUUUCUUCACCAUAAAUCAAAAAUAGCGCUGUAUCCUCUCCAAGAUAUAUUGGGUAAAAUAAAUAGUUCAUAUCCUAUAUACUACUGAAAAAAAUUGUUUCCUUUUCAUAGUUAAUUUACGAUUCUGUGGUAACAAAUAAUUAUCUUAUAUACAACAUAGGAAUGCAUUAUUGACCCCCAAAUUUAACAAAGACUGAAUUCUUAAACAAGAGUUGAACAACAGCUGACACAAACAGUAUUAUUGCACACCUCCCAAUUCAUUACUGUAUAAAGUUCAACUAUACGGUAGAACAGAAAGUUUACAUAUCCAGAAGUUUAGAGGUGAAGAAAUUCUGGAUGUGAGUUUGCUCGCUGAGCUGAAAGGUUAGUUUUCAGAUGUUUUGUCACCAAACGUUUCGUUUUGAAGCUUCGUCGGAGGCUCACUGAUGAUGUUACCUAGAAUGGUGGUGAAAUGUCUGAAAACUAACCUUCCAGCUCAGCGAGCAAACUCACAUCCAGAACCUCAACCUGAGCUAUAAAUCUUCUCAAAACUCGCUGGUGAAGAAAUUAUCUUGUAUAACUGAAAAUAUAUACUGUUGAUGAAAAACUGGGGGGCAUAUCCGCAAAGAAUGCGGCCCCAUUUAAUUUGUGUUUAAAUUGAUUAUUGAUGUUUUAAAAGUGCAAAACUGUGACAAGGUGUAUUAGAUUAAAGCAAUAAUGAACGCAAAACUAGCAUCAGUACAGGUUCUUACACAAUAAAAUCCUGUAUGUUUUGUGAUAACUUUGAAUCUAAAAAUCUAAAAUCCAAACAUCUUUGAGUUCAUUAUUGUGGAAUACAUCUAUAUUAAUAUGUUGUCUAGUUUACAUACUAUAAUGUAUAAAAUGCAAGGAUUAACAUAUAUUCUUGUACUGUUAACAGUGAAUAGAGAUCAUGGACACAUGUAGCUCCUAAGGUGAAUUCCAGAGAUGGUUCAAUAAAUUAGAGUCACAGGCAAAGUUACCUUUGCUUCUUCCUUUAAUGAACAUCAUCACUGUGAUAUUUACCUUAGUGACAGCCUCAGUAAUGUUGUGCAGGCAUUAUUUUCAUAGGCACAUGUAAUCUUUUGCUGCUAUUCAUCAACUAGAUGUGGAAUGUGUUAUGUAACCACUUUAACUGAAGGCAGCAGUUUGUAUUUGCAAAUGGCAAUUGCCAUGUCUCUAACGCUGAUAAUUUUUUUGAUUGUUGUUUUUAAAAAGACAAGCAUAAGAGUGCCAAUUUUAAGAAUUUAUUGUGAGCUUCAAGUGCUUCUACUUUUUGUUACCUAAAUUUGAUACGUUGUUUUAAGUCAGUUGUGAAAUUUCAAACUCUAGCCAAAUGGACAGACUGCAUUUCUUUCUAGUUUCUUGAGCAGUUGAAAUGUGAAAGUGGGGUAGUAUGAAAAACAAAUCUUUAGGUUUCUUUUUGGUAAACAUUUUACCUAUAUAUUUCUAUUGUGCUUUCUCUGUCUUAUUUGGUCUAAAUUUCUUUUUGCUUAUUUCUAGCUUAAUGGAAUCUGAACAUGCUGGGUGUAUCAUUAUAUUAAGAACAAACUGACAUGACUUUGAUAUUUGGAAUGCUACAAAACACUGCCUGACUAAUAUAUUUUAUCACUGUGGGAAUGAUUUAAGAUACAUUUUAUUCUUUGUGGUGAUGAAUAUCCUAAUGAUUUACAACAAUUGAUUCAUGUGAAUGGAUACCUAUAUACAAAGAAGCUAGAAAAUUAUUUAGUCUGUCCUAAAUGCCAGUACGGUAUUAAUUUUGUUAUGUAGAAUGUAAAAUAAUCUUAUUGCUGUGAAAUUGAUACAUUUUGGUACAAUGUGCUGCUUUUUUAUUUUCAGCAAACUCAUUUAGCUUUGUAAAUGCAAAAAAAGAAAUAGGUAAAUGAUUUCAAUCAUUUCUAGUGGCACAUUUUGCGGUUUGUCAGUAAAUUGUUUUCUCCUGUUAAAACAUGUGAGGUGUUUAUGUAUGAUACAAUGACUUUUUGGAAUAUUAAAACUAUAUUGUAGAAUCA
Molecule: messenger RNA, 9586 nt
Organism: Stegostoma tigrinum
Lineage: Eukaryota; Metazoa; Chordata; Chondrichthyes; Orectolobiformes; Stegostomatidae
Gene: grm5b
Product: glutamate receptor, metabotropic 5b
Exons: 9
Coding region: 724-4191 (1155 amino acids)
Biological process (GO): G protein-coupled glutamate receptor signaling pathway; trans-synaptic signaling by endocannabinoid, modulating synaptic transmission; regulation of synaptic transmission, glutamatergic
Cellular component (GO): postsynaptic density membrane
Molecular function (GO): adenylate cyclase inhibiting G protein-coupled glutamate receptor activity; G protein-coupled receptor activity involved in regulation of postsynaptic membrane potential
Source: RefSeq, a predicted model, not a curated record